Thlaspi arvense is the source of this 444-nucleotide messenger RNA. The record is from the annotation of a GenBank genome assembly. Lineage: Eukaryota; Viridiplantae; Streptophyta; Magnoliopsida; Brassicales; Brassicaceae.
AUGACACUUCUUCUUCCUCAACCAAACCAUAUCUACAAGCCACCACUAGUACCAUACCGACGCCUCCGAAAACCGUACACAUUACCAGUGAUCUCCGCAAUAUCUGGCAAGGAGUUGGUAACUUCCGGCAAGGUCCGGGCGGUGGAGCCGAAAGAAGCGAAGACGGUGGUGGCGUCGGAGGGAUACGUGGUAUUAGACGUGAGGCCGGCUUGGGAAAGAGAAAAGGCACGUGUGAAAGGGUCUUUACACGUGCCACUGUUCGUGGAGGACACAGAUAAUGGGCCGAUAACGCUGCUGAAGAAAUGGAUCCAUUUGGGCUACAUUGGGCUUUGGACGGGCCAGAGAUUCACCAUGUUUAAUGACGAAUUCACCCUCCGUGUUGUACAGGCUUUCCCGGACAAGAACAUUAAAGUGCUCGUCGUGUGCGGUGAAGGACUCAGGUAA